AUGGCUGAGCCUCUCAUUCGGCGGCAUCCGCUGCAGAAGCUCACAAGUCCGUCAAGGGGGAUCUCCGCUCUGGUUCACUUGACGGGUCUUGCAAGCUUCCUGUGGUCUUUCAAGUUCAUGCAUGAAAACCCUAAUAUGGCAAAUGAGGCUUAUGGCUGGCAUUUUCAGUAUCUGACUGUCAUUGGUUUAACAUUGUCCACAUUAACUUUCCUUGCUGCGCUCCUCGCGGAUAUUACUUUAUCACGCCGUCUCUUUUUGAUCAAGAAUUUGCUGUCAGUAUGCAGCGCCCCAAUGGAGGUUCUGAUUAGCGUUCUAUACUGGGGACUUCGAGUGAUUGACGAGCGCUUGGUCCUACCGGAUUGGGCUGUGAUUCCACUUCAUGCUGAUAUCAGUUUCCACGCGAUUCCAUCUAUUGUGAUGUUGAUAGACUUGCUCUUUUUAUCUCCUCCAUGGACCAUCACAAUUUUCCCAUCACUAGGAUUAUCUGGGUCCAUUGCCUUUGGCUACUGGUUCUGGGUCGAGCGAUGCUUCCAAUACAAUGGCUGGUACCCAUACCCCAUCUUCGAGCAGUUGCCAACUCCCGGUCGCAUUGCACUCUUUUCAAUGAGUGCUGUCGUGAUGGCUCUGAGCACGGCCACACUCAAGUGGCUGUAUGGCCGAAUCAACGGAUUCGGUGUUCCCAUUCCAGCACAAUCUCGCCCUGGUGAUAUCAAGCGAAAGGAUGGUCUUUGA
Penicillium malachiteum is the source of this 732-nucleotide messenger RNA. Its product is annotated as androgen-induced gene 1 family protein. NCBI's taxonomy places the organism in Eukaryota, Fungi, Ascomycota, Eurotiomycetes, Eurotiales, Aspergillaceae. Gene Ontology annotation, cellular component: membrane; endomembrane system. The transcript is spliced from 6 exons. The record is from RefSeq and is a predicted model, not a curated record. The coding region runs from base 1 to 732 and encodes 243 amino acids.